Molecule: messenger RNA, 774 nt
Organism: Puccinia triticina
Lineage: Eukaryota; Fungi; Basidiomycota; Pucciniomycetes; Pucciniales; Pucciniaceae
Exons: 2
Coding region: 1-774 (257 amino acids)
Biological process (GO): pyridoxine metabolic process; pyridoxal 5'-phosphate biosynthetic process
Cellular component (GO): glutaminase complex; cytosol
Molecular function (GO): glutaminase activity
Source: RefSeq, a predicted model, not a curated record
AUGAACAAGCCACUUAGCGCGAACGGCGGAAAUCUACCCGAAAUACCUCAGCUACCAAGGGAUGCACCAUUAGUAAUUGGCGUUCUUGCCCUCCAGGGAGCUUUCAAGGAACAUCUGGUCCAUCUCCGACGGAUACAAACCUCUCGGCCGCUGACUGCGGUGGCGGUAAGGACGGCAAGCGAACUUCUCCAAUGCCAGGCACUCAUCAUUCCUGGCGGCGAGUCGACCUCCAUCUCACUCAUUGCAUCACGCCAGAUCGAGCCCUCAAAUCAUUCGUUCCUCGAUUGGCUCAAGAGCUUUGCCAAGCAUCGCUUCGUUUGGGGUACUUGCGCUGGUCUCAUCCUCUUGUCCGAUGAAUUGGUGUCCGAAGGCACCAAGGCGGGUGGGCAAGAAAUCCUAGGCGGCCUACCUAUCAGAACUACCCGGAAUCAAUGGGGUCGUCAAACCGAGUCGUUUGAGCAAAUGAUUGAGAUCCCAUUCAUCAAGAAUCCCGAAACACCAUUCCCAGCGAUCUUCAUCCGAGCACCAAUGAUCCAUACGAUUCUAGAAAAAGCUGACCAAGAUAACAACUCCAAACCAGAGAUUAUCGCAUGUUUACCUCGGGAUAGUUUGUCGAGAACGCAAGCACAAACCAAUCAGAGCUUAGGUCCGGAUUCGCAUGUUGUGGCUGUCAGAUUUAGUCGCCUAUUUGCUACUUCGUUUCACCCUGAAUUAUCUCCAGAUACUCGCUUACACCAGUUUUGGGUCAAUGACUGUGUCCUUAAAAUGCUUUGA